Mizuhopecten yessoensis (Yesso scallop) is the source of this 2244-nucleotide messenger RNA. RefSeq names its product probable G-protein coupled receptor 158. Gene Ontology annotation, molecular function: G protein-coupled receptor activity. The record is from RefSeq and is a predicted model, not a curated record. The transcript has 13 exons. The coding region runs from base 5 to 1930 and encodes 641 amino acids. Gene Ontology annotation, cellular component: membrane. Lineage: Eukaryota; Metazoa; Mollusca; Bivalvia; Pectinida; Pectinidae. Gene Ontology annotation, biological process: G protein-coupled receptor signaling pathway.
CAACAUGUUGGAAGGUGAUCCGGAAAUAUUCGCCGCUGGAAACUGCUACGAUUAUAAGGAAUUUAAGAAUUACACAAUGUUUUGCCCGUACGCUUAUCGGACCGACGACGGAACAAUUAAUGUAAAGGACUUGUCCAUUGCUUACCCUUAUCUUGGAAACGACUCCGAAUGGUUCCAUUCGGCUCGCAUGCGGGCUAGCAAAGUUCAGAACUUUAACUUCACUAUAGGGACUACAGAGCCUCGAUUUAACCAGACAACUCAUCUCGAGGCCGUGACGGACACGAUUAUCACGUCCACUUAUGACGAUGGCCAUUGGUCACGCCCUUAUUUUGACUGCGGAGGCGGCUACAUAUGGAUGAUGACAUAUACAGUCCCGUUCUUCGGCUUCAAAGAUGGAAAGUUCAAGUUCAAGGGGACAAGUGGAAUAGACAUAGCCUUGCAGAAAGUGGACAUUGACCAGUGUCCGCAGCCAGAUGGUGCCACGGAACCAAACGUCUUCGCGGGGUCAGCAAGGUGUAAAUCGUCCACAACACGGUGCGAACCUCUCCCCCGGUUGGGCUUCCGUAGAGGAUCGUACAAGUGUGUUUGUCUCGAUGGUUAUUAUUUUCCAAACCUUGACUCGCCUCACCGUUACUUCAAUGGAACUGAAGUGGAAUAUGAGUACGCUAAGAAAACAAGGAGAGAAGAAAACGUGUAUGAUAUUUCCUUCGAGUGUCUGCCGUGCGCAGCCGGAUGUGAUGCGUGUGAAGAUCCUUCCCCCUGCAUCCUCACCCUUAACUGGUUGCAGCGUAGCGUAGUUCUAGGUGCAUCAGGACUUAUCAUGUGCUGUAUUCCACUCCUUAUUUGGUUUACAGUGCAUUACCGCCACGUCAAGGUCCUGAAAGCAUGCAGUCCGGUCUUGAUGCGUAUUAUUCUAGUUGGAGCAUUCCUCCUGUAUUGUCCGUUGAUCGUUGGGUACUUCGAAGCAACGGUCAUCACUUGCAUUUUGAAGUUUUGGUUUAGAGAAAUCGGAUUUUCAAUAUCGUAUGGGGCCCUACUUUUGAAAACAUGGCGAAUUUCCGUUGUCUUCCGGGUGAGGUCGGCUCAGCGUGUGAAAAUUUCAGACGCAGAUCUCAUCAAACGUCUUCUUAUCAUCAUUUUCAUCUGCGCAGCUUAUCUCACUGCCAGGACCAUAGCGGGUACACCAAGGGUGAUAGAAGGUCGUAAUGUAGAUGACCUGAAGGCGUUCCAGUGUUCGGCAGAUUGGUGGGACCAUUCGGCAGCUAUAGCGGAAUUAAUAUUCCUACUGUGGGGGAUACGCUUGUGUAUUGUGGUACGAAAGGCGCCUUCAGAAUUCAACGAGAGUCGAUUUAUAAGCUGGGCCAUCUACAACGAGACACUGCUUUCCUUAUUUCUUAAUGUUUCAAUGAUUUUUUUACAAGAUCCUUUCCCCACGAAUCCGGAUCUACUGCUACUAGUACUAUUUAUACACACACAGCUAACUACCACCGUUACAUUAGCAUUUUUGUUUGGGAGUAAGGCUUACCUGGUAUACAAGGGAUACAAGGGAGAAAACAGCAACCAUACAACGAUGAUAAGUAAAGGUUCCAAGCAGCACCUCAAUUCCAAUAAACCCUCAUCGACCCUCAAUACUUCCGUAUGUAACUCCUCCUGUAACUAUAACUACUCGGAAAAGGGGGACGAAGCGGAGUGUGAGAGCUUGUUAGAAAAAGAUAUUCAGGAGGAAUUUCGCCGCCUUUACACCCAGCUCGAGUUCUUAAAGCAACGGAAUAUGAAAAUUGGAAAUAGACAUCUCCAACAUAAACUUUCCGCAAUGACAGAAGCAGCUCAGAAAGAGGAUUCACCCAAUUCUUCACCGUCUUCCCCAAAUAUGAAUGGAAAGAGGGUAGUGAUCAAUUUAGACUCGUUCAAGGAAGCCACAACAUUAUAGCAGAUCUUUCAACUCGAGAUGUCAUGGAUUGGUAUCUGUGUUUCUAGGAGGGAACAUCAUCGUGUCUGUAUAUGUUAAACUCUGUAAACGUUGGAUGUUUUAGUACUUGUUAAGUGCUAACAGAAUAUGCAUUUGUUGUGAUACGAGUUCAUUGAAAAGACUCCGAUUUCAAUAUUAUAAACAAUCAUGAUAUGUAGAUACAUGUUGGGAAGUUUCUGUACCCUUCUUUAAGUAUGUGUUAGUAAAUAUUAGAUAAUUCUACAAUAUUUAGUUCCGAAAUAUAUAUGAAGAAAUUGAUGUUUCAAGGAAACUGG